CUUGCACCGGGUGCCGGCGGUCGCCGCGGGAGCGUGAGUGCUGGGCGCAGGGCUCUAGGACGCAUUGUCGCCGCACAGACCCCCUUUGUGAGUAGCAGGCCGGCCCGGAGGCUGGGAGCCGAACACGCACGUCUGCAUGCUGAGGAAGAUGGGCGAGGCUGUGGCCAGAGUUGCAAGGAAGGUCAAUGAGACUGUGGAAAGCAGCUCAGACACCCUGGACCUGGCCGACUGCAAGCUUGUUUCUUUCCCCAUCUGCAUCUACAAGGUCCUGAGGAACGUCUCUGACCAGAUCCACCUCAUCACACUGGCUAACAAUGAACUCAAAUCCCUCACCAGCAAGUUCAUGACCACCUUCAGUCAGCUUCGAGAGCUACGCCUGGAGGGCAACUACCUCUAUCGCCUCCCCAACGAGGUCAGCAGCCUGCAGCACCUCAGGGCCAUCGACCUGUCCCGGAACCAGUUUCAAGACUUCCCAGAGCAGCUGACUACCUUGCCUGCACUGGAGACUAUCAAUCUGGAGGAGAACGAGAUAGUGGCAGAUGUUCCAGUGGAGAAGCUAGCCGCCAUGCCAGCUCUGCGCGUCAUCAACCUGCGUCUCAACCCCCUGAGCGCUGAGGUGCGUGUGAUUGCCCCACCACUCAUCAAGUUUGAUAUGCUCAUGUCUCCAGAGGACACACAUGCCCCUCUGCCUUAGGACACACUCCUUGUGCUCACCCAGCAAGGGACAAAGGAUACUGGCCUGCCACCCUGAGAGGAGGGAGGCCCAUGGGAAGCCAAGCUUGGGGAGCGGGAUGGGUGGGCCAGGCAGCAUACAGAGGGAGGGGGCACAGCUAAGCCAGGGUGGAUAGCUUAGCUCCAGAGGGAGGAGGGAAGUGAGGCUCAGGGCACUCCCAGCUGCUGUGCCGACUUGGGUAGGUCUCUUGCUCUCUCUGAGCUUGGAUAUUUGGGAGGAGGAAAAAUAGUGGCAAGCCUUUCCUGCAUGGGACCCCUCAAAGGUUCUGUCUUCACAUCGUCGGACACCCUCUAAGCUCGUGGAUGAGCCUUGCUGGGCAUUUUAUGGACCUUAGGAUUUGAAGGCUUGUUUCUAGCAUGUGAGCCAGUCACCAUCCCGAGAGGAGACCACCUCCGUGUAUUUACUGCCUUCUGAGGACCGAACACAGUGAUGCCCUGUGAACACACGGUGCCAUGUCCUGGCCAUCAGGGUCCCUGGACUGGUCAGAGCCUGAACUAGGUGUUGGAAUGCCUAGACACUGGUUGGGCCCUGUGACAGGAGUGUUUAUGAAGGAACCCUUGGACAUCUGGCCAGGUUACAGAGGGGCGGCUCCAAGUGGCUCAUUCUUCCUUGUCCCAAGACACUGUGUGGAGGACUUUCUACAUACUCCAUUCUGUCCCUCCCUGAGAAUGGCCUAGCGUGGGCAGGCAUUACCUUCAGGGCCACAGGAGAGGUGGCCCAGAGAAGACAAGGCCAUCUGCACCUGUGACUGUUACCUUGGGUUCUUAAGUGACCUUUUUCACCAUGGCCUUCUUCUUGUGAUCUCCCUCUGAUGACAACCUGUUACCUUGUCCUGGCCCAGUACCACCAACCUCAAGGCUUAUCACCAUAAUGAUCUGCUAUCUUGAUGACCUAUGCCUGUGGUCUAGGGGGUAGCAGCUGUGCCCAGAACUGUGGCAUUUCCCAAGAGGUAGCUGGGCCCUUGCCCCCUGAUAAGGCCUGUGCUUGGGGAUAUCCCUGACCCUCUCAAUCUCCGUGUGUCUACCUCCUCACCUGUGCAGCAGGCCCAUCAGCUGCCCUCUCCCUGUCCUGGCUGGUCUGCACCUUUGUGUAGGUCUGUGGAGGCCCCAGGAUACAGGCAGGGCUAGGGCACUUUAUCUCCAACAUUUUGCUGUUUAGAACUCAAACUGUUGUUCAGAGCAAAAACCCACCACGGAGUUUGUCCGGGUCCCUGUCUUCUUCGAAGUGUUCCUGGCUCUUGAUAAGGGUGCUGUGGGAGCACUGCUGGUAUCAUGACUGUGUAUCCUAAAAGAUAAACCUUGCCCAAUCUGCUCUCAUCCCAAGGCCAGUGGCCAGAUGAGGAGGUAGACACAGGGCCCAAGCAAGGACUCCGUGCAACCGGACUGGACUGGCUCCUGCCUCCUACCCUGUGUUCCUGAGUUGGGGGUUUUUACCUUGUCGAAGUAGAGAGAUAUAAGAGCCUAGUGACUCCAAGUGUUGAUAGGCUAACACCAGCUUGCUAGAAAUGCAGCUUCCAGGGGUGUACACCUGGGAUCCAGAACCUGAUGGGGUUAAGACUAUAGCAUUGUGGGGGUGAGGCCAGCCUGUGCUCUAUAAUGAGAGCCUAUCCCAGCACACCAGCUGCAAACAAAGUAAAAGGAGAAAAGUGUCAGGCAUAGUGGUACCCACUUAGAAGCCCAACCCUCCGAAAGUAGGAGCAGAAAGGUCAGGAGUUCUAGGCCAACCUUAGCCUACAGUAAAGAAUCCCUGGGCUAUGUGAGACCCCAUUUCAGUAAAGGGGAAAGUAAAAUGCAGGGUCUCAGAACUCACACUGGCUUUCCGAGUCAGAGCUGUGUUCCAGCAAGAACUGUAGCUGAUUCUUCCAGGAAAGUCACCAUUUGAACAUCAGCAGAGGUCCUGGAUGACAUGGUCCUGUGCAGAGUGAAGGUUGUCCCCUCCUCCACUUCUGUGAAUGUGAAUAUAUGUUCUGCCUCCCCUAUCUGAGCACUGGAAGACCCCUGCAUCUCAGAUCAGCCCCCCAUCUUUGUGUCUCUACAAUGGUCGAGAUAGUGAUGGCCAGGUGAUGGUUAGGCAUGCCCUAUCUUCCCACCGUACCUCUGGUUAUCCCUGCAUGCCAGCUGGGGUUGUUCCCUGAAGUUGUUCUCUACGCCGCCUAGACAUUAUGAUCCGGCCUGUCUGGGCAAGCUUGGGCAGUCAGAACCCUCCAGAUCCAGGCUCACAGUGUGAAGAAGCCCCAUGCUUCAGUCUGCAAUAAAAGAUGCUGUGUUAAUCUCA
Arvicanthis niloticus (Nile rat) is the source of this 3007-nucleotide messenger RNA. It is a transcript of the gene Lrrc20, whose product is annotated as leucine rich repeat containing 20. The record is from RefSeq and is a predicted model, not a curated record. Gene Ontology annotation, molecular function: protein binding. Gene Ontology annotation, cellular component: cytoplasm. Lineage: Eukaryota; Metazoa; Chordata; Mammalia; Rodentia; Muridae.